Messenger RNA from Drosophila willistoni, 4195 nucleotides. It is a transcript of the gene Ndae1, whose product is annotated as sodium bicarbonate cotransporter 3. The coding region runs from base 274 to 3999 and encodes 1241 amino acids. Gene Ontology annotation, biological process: monoatomic anion transport; regulation of intracellular pH; transmembrane transport. Gene Ontology annotation, molecular function: solute:inorganic anion antiporter activity; sodium:bicarbonate symporter activity; monoatomic anion transmembrane transporter activity. The transcript is spliced from 13 exons. NCBI's taxonomy places the organism in Eukaryota, Metazoa, Arthropoda, Insecta, Diptera, Drosophilidae. Gene Ontology annotation, cellular component: plasma membrane. The record is from RefSeq and is a predicted model, not a curated record.
CUGUCGAAGGUGUGAAACAGAAGUUUAAAAAGAAAAAAAAAACAAAAUAUCAAAUUAAUCCAAAGAAACACUGCCAAAGUGAGCGAAAGUAAUACAGACCACCGCAUAUACACACAAGUAUAUCCUUAAACGAGCAUUUAAGCGGCCUGUUAGUCAGAGAAACUACAGACUAACUGGGUCAGUAGGCAAUCAGCAGUAAACCUUGCCAAAAGGUCUUUAUUGUCCCUCCCCCCCUAACACACAACGCCACAGCCAGAGUUGCGACCCUGGACCAUGAAUUCCUCAAGUGGUGAUGAUGAGGCUCCCAAGGAUCCGCGUACAGGCGGUGAAGAUUUUACUCAACAAUUUACAGAAAAUGAUUUUGAAGGACAUCGGGCCCAUACCGUCUAUGUCGGUGUCCAUGUGCCGGGUGGACGACGCCAUUCCCAGCGUAGGCGUAAACAUCAUCACAGUGGCACGGAAACUGGAUCCGGUGGUGGUGUAGGUGGUCGUGGAGGAGGACCCGGCGGCGGCGGCGGCGGUGGCAGUGGCUCUGGCAAGGACAGCAGCAGUGAGAAGCAACAGGAAGCGGAACGUCCAGUAACUCCCCCAGCCCAACGUGUGCAAUUCAUACUUGGGGAGGAUGUCGAUGAUGGUACACAUGUCUCCCAUCCGUUAUUCUCUGAAAUGGGAAUGCUGGUUAAGGAGGGCGAUGAGAUUGAAUGGAAGGAGACGGCACGUUGGAUCAAAUUCGAAGAGGAUGUGGAGGAGGGCGGCAAUCGUUGGUCCAAACCACAUGUGGCCACAUUAUCGCUGCAUUCGUUAUUCGAAUUACGCAGCCUGCUGCUCAAUGGCACCGUCAUGCUGGACAUGGAGGCGCAUAAUUUGGAUGUGGUUGCUGAUUUGGUAUGCGAUCAAAUGGUUAAUGCUGGCACUUUACCUGCCGGAGCCAAGGAUAAGGUGAAGGAUGCUUUAUUGCGGCGACAUCGCCAUCAGCAUGAAUAUGCCAAAAAGACAAGAUUACCCAUUAUACGUUCGCUGGCCGAUAUGCGGAAUCAGUCAUCAACGAAAACUGACACCACAUCAAUGCAUCUGGGUGCCAUUGGGGUUACCACCUGGUUUCAUGCAGGCGCCUCGCCUCAGCAUCAUUCAACUACAGGAUCAGCAGGACAAGCAGCCACAAUUGAAGAUCAAUCUGGAGGCGGUGCUUUAGGGGCCACCACACCGAUAUCGCUAACGGCCAGUGAGCCAGGACCGCCGGGCGGUACUGCAACAAAUGGAAAUAGUGCUGCUACCGGUGGCAUGGGACGUUUUCUAACUGUACCCGGUAAACCCGGCAACAGAACGCUCGAGGAUAUGGUGAAGAGUCCCAGCAGCCAAUCGAUGGCACGUCAAGGAAGCGGAACAGAACUCAGUGAACAACAACAUAAGGGCAAUACGCAUUUUAUGCGCAAAAUUCCACCAGGAGCCGAGGCCAGUAACAUUUUGGUUGGUGAAGUUGACUUCCUUGAACGUAACUUAUCCUGCUUUAUACGAUUGAGUCAAGCGGCAGUUAUGGGCGAUUUAACAGAAGUUCCCGUGCCCACUAGAUUCAUCUUUAUACUCCUUGGACCGCCAGGAAGUCAGAGUAAUUUCCAUGAAAUCGGUCGUGCCAUGGCCACUUUAAUGUCCGAUGAGAUCUUUCACGAGGUCGCCUAUCGUGCACGAAAACGCGAUCAUUUGCUAGCCGGUGUCGAUGAAUUCUUGGAUGCUGUUACAGUAUUACCACCCGGUGAAUGGGAUCCCACAAUUAGGAUAGAACCACCGGCAGCUAUACCCUCUCAGGAGGUACGCAAACGUCCGCCAGAGUUGCCCAAGGAGGAGAUUGACGAGGAGGAGGAAGAGCAACGUUUGCGCGAAGAAUCGGGUCUAUCACGCACUGGACGACUAUUCGGUGGCCUCAUCAAUGAUGUGAAGCGCAAAACACCAUGGUAUUUCAGUGACUUCAAGGACGCUUUGUCCAUGCAGUGUGUGGCCUCGUGGAUUUUCCUUUAUUUUGCCUGCCUGUCGCCAAUUAUCACAUUCGGCGGUCUACUAUCCGCAGCAACGGGCAAACAUAUGGCGGCAAUGGAAUCUCUGGUAUCUGGAUUUGUGUGUGGCAUGGGCUAUGGCUUCUUUUCGGGUCAGCCGUUAACAAUAUUGGGUUCCACCGGUCCAGUUCUGGUUUUUGAGUCAAUUAUCUAUGAAUUCUGUUUGCAAAUGGGUUGGGAUUAUAUGACAUUCCGUUUCUGGAUCGGCAUGUGGGUCGCCUUCAUUUGUUUCGUUCUGACCGCGAUCGAUGCCAGUGCCCUAGUGUGCUAUAUAACACGAUUUACCGAAGAGAAUUUCGCCACAUUGAUUGCCUUCAUUUUCAUCUACAAGGCAAUUGAGAAUGUUGUGGUCAUUGGAAAGAAUUUCCCAGUCAAUCAGGAUAUAUACAAUUGUGUUUGUACACCGCCAACAAAUAGCAAUUCCACUAUAUUAGAGUAUGCCAAAUACAAUUGGGAUAACUGUGAGUCCUACGGUGGCAUUUUGGAGGGCAGCGAUUGUGGUUUACCACCCUCGGAAAACGUCUUCCUCAUGUCUGUGGUUCUAUGUGCUGGCACAUUUAUUUUAUCCACCAUUUUGAAGGAUUUCAAGAACUCUCUAUUCUUCCCAUCAAUUGUGCGACAAUAUAUUAGUGAUUUCUCCGUGUUGAUUGCCAUCUUUGCCAUGAGCUUCUUUGAUUAUUCAUUGGGUGUGCAUACCCAGAAAUUGGAAGUGCCACAUGAAUUUAAACCCACCUUGAGCACAAGAGGAUGGCUUAUACCACCGUUCAGUGAGAGGAAUCCAUGGUGGUCGCCCAUAAUAGCAGUUUUUCCAGCUCUAUUGGGUACCAUUCUGAUAUUUAUGGAUCAACAGAUUACAGCGGUUAUUGUGAAUCGUAAGGAGAAUAAACUAAAGAAGGGUUGCGGCUAUCAUUUGGAUUUGUUUAUUCUAUCCAUAUUGAUUGCCAUUUGCAGUAUCAUGGGUUUACCUUGGUUUGUGGCUGCCACCGUGUUGAGCAUCAAUCAUGUGAACUCCUUGAAAUUGGAAUCGGAAUGUAGUGCUCCUGGCGAGAAACCACAAUUUUUGGGUGUACGCGAGCAGCGUGUGACACAUAUUUUGAUCUUUUUGACCAUUGGAGGAUCAGUGCUAUUGACACCGCUGCUUGGCUAUAUACCCAUGCCGGUGCUAUUCGGUGUAUUCCUCUAUAUGGGUGUGGCCUCGCUCAAGGGUCUACAGUUCUUCGAUCGUAUAUUGAUUAUGUUCAUGCCAGCCAAAUAUCAACCAGAUUACAUGUUCCUGCGACAGGUUCCCAUUAAGCGUGUCCAUCUGUUUACAAUCAUACAAUUGGCCUGCCUCAUCAUAUUGUGGCUUAUCAAAUCUUUCUCACAGACCUCCAUAUUGUUCCCUUUGAUGUUGGUCGUGAUGAUUGGUAUACGUAAAUCAUUGGAUUUGGUAUUCACGCGAAGGGAGUUGAAAAUACUUGAUGAUAUUAUGCCCGAGAUGACAAAACGGGCGGCGGCCGAUGAUUUGCAUCAAUUGGACGCUGAGGAUAAUCAUCAUCAUCAACAACAACAACAAGCCCCUGGUAAAGGUUAUAGUGCCAAUAAUUCAUCGGGACCCACAACUAUACAUAUACCCCUAUCUGGAAAUGGUAGUGCCAAUAAUGGCAAUAAGCCAGCCAUGAAUAUAUCUCAGGAGGUGAAUCGUACAACUGUCUGGCAACAGAUCAACAAAGAUGGCAAUGGCAUAUCGGAACAAUUGAUCAUUCCAGUAACUGUUAAAGUGCGUCAAAUCAAUGGCAAUCAUAAUACCGCAAAUGCUGCCCUAUCGCCCUCCCGACUCUCACCCAUGCAUGAGGUGGAUGAAUUUAAUGAGGGAAAAACCGAACAACAAUCACUGCCAGGAGGCAAGGAGGCAUCCCAUUUUGAAGGAUCCUGCAAUCAAGAGAAUCCGGCGAAUAUAACUCAUGUCUAAACAUGGAAUGUCGGCAAAAAACGAAACUAAACUAAACCCCGACUAAACACAGUUUCAUCAUUAAACAUUAUAUACAUACAUAUAUGUAGAACACAUACAACUUUCGUAGUGUAAAAAGUGUCGCAAAUCCAUAAAAGUUAAUUAUGAGAGCGUUAAAUGGUUCCACCAAAAUUAAAUAAUGAUAUUUAUUGGAUAA